UCAAGGCCCAGCAAGUGGAAGGCGCAACGCGUGGAUCUUGAUUUUAUAGUGUCGCUUUCUGUUCCUUUACUUCUGGAGGAAUCAUGGUAAAGCUCACGGCCGAUUUGAUUGAGCAGGCGGCGCAGUAUACUAACGCCGUGCGGGACCGGGAGCUGGACCUCAGAGGCUAUAAAAUCCCAGUCAUUGAGAACCUUGGUGCGACGCUGGACCAGUUCGAUACAAUUGAUUUCUCAGACAACGAGAUUAGGAAGCUUGACGGCUUUCCCCUUCUUAAAAGACUAAAAACCUUGCUUUUAAAUAACAAUAGGAUAUGUCGCGUAGGAGAAGGUCUUGAACAGGUGUUGCCCAACUUAACAGAACUGAUCCUCACAAACAACAAUAUUAUGGAGCUAGGAGACCUGGAUAAUCUGUCGUCCAUAAAAAAUCUCACAUAUCUUUGCCUUUUACGGAAUCCAGUAGUUAGUAAAAGGCAUUACCGACUGUAUGUCGUAUACAGAAUCCCACAAGUCCGGGUACUGGACUUCCAGAAAAUCAGGCUUGCAGAGCGAGAGGAGGCAGCGAAUAUGUUCAAGGGCAAGCGGGGUGCACAGCUUGCAAAGGAUAUUGCCAAGAGAUCAAAAACGUUCAUACCCGGUGCCGGCUUGCCAACAGAAAAGAAGAAAGCCGGUCCUUCCCCUGGUGAUGUUGAGGCCAUUAAGAAUGCCAUUGCCAACGCAACUACACUAGCAGAAGUAGAGAGACUCAAAGGCUUACUUCAGUCUGGGCAGAUUCCGGGCAAAGACAAAGUGUCAGGAACAUCCGAGGAAGCCGAAGAGGAGAUGGAGGAGGAUGUUGUUGAAAACGGGUCCUGAGUUCUUUUUCAGUAUGGUUUGCUGUUAAUGCACAACACUGCUCUGUUUGCAAAUGUAAAUGUUGUACUGUAAAUUUAAGUCCAAUAAAGUCGCUUUUUUGUAUUUUAAUAA
Molecule: messenger RNA, 962 nt
Organism: Spea bombifrons (plains spadefoot toad)
Lineage: Eukaryota; Metazoa; Chordata; Amphibia; Anura; Pelobatidae
Gene: SNRPA1
Product: small nuclear ribonucleoprotein polypeptide A'
Exons: 9
Coding region: 84-851 (255 amino acids)
Biological process (GO): mRNA splicing, via spliceosome
Cellular component (GO): U2 snRNP
Molecular function (GO): U2 snRNA binding; protein binding
Source: RefSeq, a predicted model, not a curated record